AUGCUGCUAAUAACGAACCCUUCGAUUCUAUGGAGUGGUUUACUACAAUCAGACAAUGACGUCGCGGAAAAGAAGAAUAGCAAUGGAGGACUAGUGUCUCUUCUUAUUCAGAAGAAUCAGUUAGAUGGCCCCAUUCUAGAAAUCGCCUAUACCGCACGAACGAUUCCUCAGUCCUCAGCCCUCGCAGAAUCACCCCCUCACACGCCAAUAAACUCGGUUCCGAACUGGCAUUCAGGGAACCAAAACGGUAGUUAA
This is a messenger RNA of Paracoccidioides brasiliensis Pb18, 255 nucleotides long. RefSeq lists its product as uncharacterized. The transcript has a single exon. The record is from RefSeq and is a predicted model, not a curated record. The coding region runs from base 1 to 255 and encodes 84 amino acids.